This is a messenger RNA of Benincasa hispida (wax gourd), 1848 nucleotides long. RefSeq names its product putative beta-1,3-galactosyltransferase 2. Gene Ontology annotation, cellular component: Golgi membrane. NCBI's taxonomy places the organism in Eukaryota, Viridiplantae, Streptophyta, Magnoliopsida, Cucurbitales, Cucurbitaceae. The record is from RefSeq and is a predicted model, not a curated record. Gene Ontology annotation, molecular function: galactosyltransferase activity.
GUUUUGGCUACUGAUAGCAAUUAUUCUGGACCAUUUACCGACACCCUUUGAACUAUUAACCGAUUCUAUUUCUGUCCUCAAUUGGAUCCAAAUCCAUUAGACACAAAUUCCAAAUUUCAUUUUAAAACCAAAAGUUCUUUAUAAAACGCAAAUGGGUUUUCGAUGCUAUUGAACCAAAAGGCUGUAACUUUCCCAAAUCUAGUGCUUGCUCCAUUUGCAUUGAAAUGUGCGAAGUGAACUAAGUUGAGGAAGGAAAGGAAAUGUCGGUGAAGAACAGAGGAGGCAGCGAGUUUGCUUCAAGAAAUGCAUUCUCUAGGAACUGGGUUCUUCUGCUAUGUCUUGGGAGCUUUUGCGCUGGAAUGUUCUUCACUAACAGAAUGUGGAUCGUUCCAGAAGGUGAAAGGACUUCAAAGGUUUUUAGGGUUGCUGAUGCACAAAUGAAGAUAAAAUCUGAGAAUUGUAAUCCACAACGUAAUGCAUACAAUGCAAGCAUAAUUGAGAAUUCAAGGACACGGCUCAGUAUCCAGGAACUGAAUGACACAAUUGCAGAUUUGGAAAGGAAAUUGGCAGCCGCAAUGGAGGACAACAAAACUGUAUUAAAGGGAUCUCUCACAUUGGACAAUCUGAAGACUGAUGAUUUGACUUUGAAGAGGAGAAAAUACUUCAUGGUUAUAGGAAUAAAUACAGCUUUUAGCAGUCGGAAGCGAAGGGAUUCAAUUCGUAGUACUUGGAUGCUACUAGGUGAAAUCGGUGAAAAAAGAACGAAGCUCGAGGAAGAGAAAGGGAUAAUCAUACGCUUUGUUAUAGGACAUAGUUCAACAUCAGGUGGCAUUCUUGAUAAAGCUGUUGCUGCAGAGGAGCUUCUGAAUAGAGAUUUCUUGAGACUGAAUCACGUUGAAGGCUAUCUGGAGCUAUCGGCCAAGACAAAAUCUUAUUUUGCCACUGCUGUUGCUUUGUGGGAUGCUGAAUUUUAUGUUAAAGUCGAUGACGACGUCCAUGUCAACUUAGCUACUCUUGGAUCAACUUUAGCUGCACAUCGAAUGAAACCUCGGGUUUACAUUGGUUGCAUGAAGUCUGGUCCUGUUCUUUCACAGAAGGGAAUGAAGUACCAUGAACCAGAGCAUUGGAUAUUUGGUGGAGAAGGAAACAAGUACUUCCGUCAUGCGACCGGGCAGCUUUAUGCAAUUUCAAAGGACUUGGCAAAGUAUAUACUAAAGAAUCAAGAUGUGCUGCACAAAUAUGCUAACGAAGAUGUAUCUUUGGGAUCUUGGUUCAUUGGUUUAGAUGUGGAGCAUGUUGAUGAUAGAAAACUAUGCUGCGGUACCCCACCUGAUUGUGAAGUGAAGGCUCAGAGUGGAAAUCCAUGUGUGGCUUCAUUUGACUGGAAAUGCAGUGGCAUUUGCAAGUCUGUUGAGAGGAUAAUGGAAGUUCACAGCCGCUGUAGAGAAGAUGAGAAUGCUGUGUGGACUAAAAGCUUUUGACAGAAUCACUGCUUUUCAAAGUCAAAGGAUGAAAGAUAAACCAAGCACACUAAAUGAUGAAAUCGAAUGAUGCAAAAUUCCUACAUGUCCUUCAGGAGACAAUUUUAGGUGCCAUCACCCAGGAGAAAAAGACAGAAGCUCAAUGACUGAAGCUGUUUGUGUGUAUUUAGAGGGUGGGGAAAAAGGCCUGUCUUCAAACUUCUUUAUACAUUGCCCCUCAGUCUGAACUACUGAUACUUUCUGCAGCCUUUUUUUUUUUUUUUUUUUUCAUUUUUCUUUAUAUAGUAAUGAAUUAUAUGAUUAUACAGAAAAGGAAAAAGGAAAAAAAUCAAAUUGGAAUGUCCUUGGCAGUGCUCUCUCUCUUAUA